CUGCUACAUAUAUAGCUGCAGCCGAACUAAAUCGUCUCCUCUGAAGUCUGAAUUGAACCAACCUCUGUAUUCAAGACCAGCAGAAGUCUCAUCAGCAACAACACCAUGUCGAAGAGGAGGACUAGGGAGCCAAAGGAAGAGACUGUCACCCUUGGACCUGCUACGAGAGAGGGAGAGCUUGUUUUUGGUGUUGCCCACAUUUUUGCAUCAUUCAAUGACACUUUCAUUCACGUGACUGAUUUGUCUGGAAGGGAAACAAUGGUUCGUAUUACUGGUGGUAUGAAGGUCAAAGCCGAUAGGGAUGAAUCUUCCCCAUAUGCUGCUAUGCUUGCUGCACAAGAUGUUUCUCAGCGAUGCAAGGAGCUUGGCAUUAAUGCACUUCACAUUAAGCUUCGAGCUACAGGUGGAAACAAGACUAAAACACCUGGGCCUGGUGCUCAGUCUGCUCUCAGGGCUCUUGCUCGCUCAGGGAUGAAAAUUGGCCGUAUAGAGGAUGUAACACCAAUUCCUACUGAUAGCACCCGUAGAAAGGGUGGUAGGAGAGGAAGAAGGCUGUAAGCUUGCUGCUCUUGUCAAGAAGCAAAAUCGGAUUCUUGUUGAGAAUGUUGCAGGUGUUAGUUUUGAUAUGAUCUUAAAUCUUGCUCAUCUACUAUGUAGUUCUAUUGACGUUGGCCUUGCCUAUAGAUUUUGCUUCCUUUUUCGUGGUUAAAUUUGUGAAACAUUUAUGAAGACUAUGAAUUGUGGCCUACAAUCUAGUUAUAUUUCAUCUGCUUGUAGUAGAAAUGAUUCAUCGCGUUUGCUUUA
Molecule: messenger RNA, 804 nt
Organism: Nicotiana attenuata
Lineage: Eukaryota; Viridiplantae; Streptophyta; Magnoliopsida; Solanales; Solanaceae
Product: 40S ribosomal protein S14-2
Exons: 6
Coding region: 106-558 (150 amino acids)
Biological process (GO): ribosomal small subunit assembly; translation; maturation of SSU-rRNA from tricistronic rRNA transcript (SSU-rRNA, 5.8S rRNA, LSU-rRNA)
Cellular component (GO): ribosome; cytosolic small ribosomal subunit
Molecular function (GO): structural constituent of ribosome; mRNA 5'-UTR binding; small ribosomal subunit rRNA binding
Source: RefSeq, a predicted model, not a curated record